Molecule: messenger RNA, 3491 nt
Organism: Chelmon rostratus (copperband butterflyfish)
Lineage: Eukaryota; Metazoa; Chordata; Actinopteri; Chaetodontiformes; Chaetodontidae
Gene: sema3d
Product: sema domain, immunoglobulin domain (Ig), short basic domain, secreted, (semaphorin) 3D
Exons: 18
Coding region: 342-2753 (803 amino acids)
Biological process (GO): neural crest cell migration; semaphorin-plexin signaling pathway; axon guidance
Molecular function (GO): semaphorin receptor binding; chemorepellent activity
Source: RefSeq, a predicted model, not a curated record
GCCGGGGCGAGCUGCCACAGAGAAACCAGCCAUCCAACACACACAUACACACUCACAAGAGUGCACCAAGAGUUCAUGAGUGCUAGUUUGCGUUGAACUACAAUUAAGGGGAGUGGAAGUACUUUGGGAGAAAUAUUCUGCUCAUCCAUUCGCGGUUCUUUAGGUCGGGACGAGUUUGCGCGAUACUUUCGCUCACUUUUCUCUGCGCGUCAGGCAAUUAAGGAGAGCGACGCGGCUACCCGCACCUUGGCCAUGCGUCGCCUGUGAGAGGAGACGGAGUUGAGUGCGCAGGGUUUCAGAAAAGGACUGAGUGAAAACGGAACAAGACCACUUCACACACCAUGAAGACAGAGGGCUCUGUAAAUCAGAGUCUGAAUGAAGCAGGGGCUCCGCACUGCGCGUCUGGCAGUAAUUAUGGCGGCAAAGGGAAGAGGAUUAAGGUACUAUCCCAUCCAGGGGUCCCAUUAGUGGGAUUGAUGUUGUUGGCCACCCUCCCUUUUGGAGCAAGCAUCAAACAAAGUGUCCCCAGGGUCAAACUCAGCCACAGAGAACUGCUGCAAGCCGGCAGCGCGUCUCUGUUUUUAGGCCCCUCGGAUGGCCUCCACUCCCACUCGCUGCUGUUGGAUGAGGAGAGAGGUCGUCUUCUGUUGGGAGCCAGGGAUCACAUCUACCUGCUUGACCCUGACAAUCUGGCCAGAGCCCCCAGAAAGAUUUAUUGGCCUGCUCCCCGGGACCGCGUUGAAAUGUGCAAACUGGCAGGCAAAAAUCCAAAUCUGGAGUGUGCUAACUUUGUCAGGGUCCUCCACAACUACAAUCGAACACAUGUCUAUGCCUGCGGGACCGGGGCCUUCCACCCUAACUGUGCUUUCAUUGAAAUCCACGGCCGCAGAGAGGAUGGUGUGUUCCAACUCCUGUCUAGCACAGUGGAGUCUGGCAGACUGAAAUGUCCUUUUGACCCCAUGCAGCCGUUUGCCUCAGUCGUCACAGAUCAGUACCUGUAUGCAGGCACAUCUUCCGACUUCCUGGGCAAAGACACAACGUUCACACGCUCCCUCGGCCCUCCGCCCGACCAGCACUACAUACGCACGGACAUCUCCGAAGACUACUGGAUCAAUGAGGCUAGGUUUAUAUCUGCUCAUCCCAUUGCAGACACCUACAACCCAGAUGAUGAUAAGAUAUACUUUUUCUUCCGUGAGGUGUCGUGGGAAGGCAACGACAAGAGCAUCGUGUCCCGAGUGGCCCGUGUGUGCAAGAAUGACGUGGGUGGGCUGAGGAGUCUGACCAACAAAUGGACCACCUUCCUCAAAGCCAGACUUGUGUGUUCCAUCCCUGGACCAGACGGAGUGGACACACAUUUUGAUGAGCUCCAGGACAUCUUCUUGCUCCCGACCAGAGAUGACAAAAACCCCAUAGUGUACGCAGUCUUCACCACCUCCAGCUCCAUUUUCCGUGGCUCAGCAGUGUGUGUGUACAGCAUGGCGGACAUAAGGGCUGCUUUUAACGGCCCUUACGCCCACAAGGAGGGGCCCGACCACCGAUGGGUAGAAUACGAGGGGAGGGUACCGUAUCCCCGUCCCGGAACGUGUCCCAGCAAGACAUACGACGCAAGGAUCAAGACCACCAAAGACUUCCCGGAUGAGGUGGUCAGCUUCAUUCGAUUCCACCCUCUUAUGUAUCGCUCAGUCUACCCUCUGACCGGCCGACCCGUGUUCACACGUGUCCGAGUGGACUACACACUGACUCAGAUCGUGGUGGACAGAGUCCUGGCAGAGGAUGGACAAUAUGAAGUCAUGUUCCUGGGAACAGAUGCGGGCUCAAUUCUGAAGGUGGUGAGCAUCACUCAAGAGAACUGGUCAACAGAGGAAGUGGUGCUUGAAGAACUCCAAGUUUUCCAGGAUCCAACUCCCAUCCUCAGCAUGGAGAUGUCUUCAAAACAGCAACAGCUCUACGUGGGUUCAAGAGAAGGACUAGCCCAGGUUUCACUCAGCAGAUGUCACCUAUAUGGCCAAGCCUGUGCUGAAUGCUGCCUGGCACGAGACCCAUACUGUGCCUGGGAUGGACACACAUGCUCACGAUACAUCCCUGCAUCCAAGAGGCGAGCCAGAAGACAGGACAUCAAGCAUGGAGACCCUGCCCGUCAGUGCUGGGACACAGAAGACAGUCUCGGUGGGGGACGGGUGGAGGACAGGGUCCUCUUUGGGGUUCAGAGCAACUCCACAUUCCUCGAGUGCAUCCCCAAAUCUCAACAGGCCCAGAUCCGGUGGUACGUACAGAGACCUGGAUCUGAACGCAGGGAGGAGGUUCAGCUGGAUGAUCGAGUCAUUCACACAGAUCGAGGUCUCCUGAUUCGCUCCCUCCACGCCUCCGAUGCGGGCGUGUACAUCUGCGUGGCUCAGGAACACACGCACUUCACCCACACUCUCCUCCGUCUCACGCUACACCUUGUUACACAUGGCCAACUGGAUGGAAAGCCUAAGCCCAGUGAAGACCCCAUUUUGGAGCUGCGUACCGAGUCCCGCCAGCGUUACAAAGACUACCUGAGAGUGAUGACCUCUCCCUUCAGCACUCUGGAGGAGUACUGUGAUUCCCUGUGGCUGGAGAAGAGGCCGUCAAGGGUGCGAGGACGAGGCUUAGGAGCUGGCAAAUGGAAGCAUAUCCAGGAAAUGAAGAAGAGCAGGAACAGGAGACACCACAGAGAGAGGCAGGAAGAGUGGGAAAAACAAGGGAGGGUGGUGAGGACAGCAAAGCAGUGAGGGAUGUGGGAAAAAAAAAAACAUUCAGGGUUAUCUGUCUACACACACCGUUUGCAUAACAAAGCAGAUGUGACACAGAACUGUAAAACUGAAAGACAGAUCAACUCAGAGUUAAUGAGGUAUGAAAGACUAACACUGAAAUACACAGUUCAGGAGUUCAAAAUAAAAUUCAUUUCAACGAGCAGUCAUUAGUCAACCAACACAGUGAAAAUGGUUCAAAUGCUGUGGAUACCAUAGAAAUUAUCGUUCUGUCCUAACAUAUUCAAGUAAUACAACAGAGACUAAAUAAAAAUCACUUUUGCAACAUGUAAAACAGAUAAUUUUACAAAGUCAUCCAUUGACUGCGGUUUCAGCUCUAGUGCUACAGGAGAUAAGAUGAAGGUUUGCAACACGACAUUACACACUGACGGCUAAUAGGUGCGAUCAUGUGAUAUUGAUAGUGAAACAUGGUGUAAUUAAUGAAAGUGGGGGGAGAAAAAAGAUUUUGCUUUGGUGAUGACAAUGCAUUCAUGUUGAAUGACUGUAAAUAUUUAUAAAACAUGUACAGGAGAUACAGCAUGCUCAAUUUAGUCUUAUUACUGAUCUAUAUAACUAUAACGAUAAUCAUGUAUUAUGUUUGAGUUGACAAAAUGGCAUAUUUUUGUACAAGCAUUUCACUCCUAUGUACUGUAGGCUCAAUAGAUAUUUUCUUUAUUUCUGUUUUGCAAAGUUAUUUAAAUAAAUUUAUCUUGGCGCCUC